AUGGGAGACACAGUUAUUGGAUUGAAAGGAAAGGAUUUCACCUUGUUGGCAGCUGAUACAACAGCUUCAUUCUCGAUCAUUUUGAUGAAGGAUACUGAGGACAAAAUAACAGCUGUACCAAAUCAAAAUAUUCUUAUUGCUGCUCAAGGAGAACAAGGAGAUCGUGUUCAAUUUGUCGAAUUCAUCACAAAGAAUUUGAACUUGUACCGUUUAAGAAAUGAUACAAACUUGUCAGUGAAAGCUAGUGCACACUUUGUGAGACAAGAAUUAGCUAAAGCCCUUCGUAGUGGUCCAUAUCAAACCAAUAUUAUGGUCGGAGGUGUUGAUGAUAUUGAAGGAGCUAAACCUGAAUUAUAUUAUAUCGAUUAUCUUUCAAGUAUGCAAGAAGUUAAAUAUGGAGCUCAUGGCUACGGAUCUUACUUUACAUUGUCAAUUCUUGACAAGCAUUACAAGGACGGAAUGAAUCUUAAUGAAGCAUUGAUUGUUUUAAGAAUGUGUGUUGCUGAAAUUCAAAAGAGACUUUUAUUGAACACACCAUCAUUUAUUGUAAAAGUUGUAGAUAAGUAUGGUAGCAGAGAAGUUGACUUGUUCUCAGAUCAAACACUUCCAGCUGAUGCCAUGCAAGAAUAAUUCAACAUGUUAAAUAGGAUUAAAUUUGUACACAAUUACCAAUCUCAAUAAUACGAGAAACACCCUCAAUACUUUUCUUCCACUUUCAAUAAAAAACCUUGUAU
Naegleria gruberi is the source of this 734-nucleotide messenger RNA. Its product is annotated as 20S proteasome, A and B subunits. Bases 1 to 630 code for a protein of 209 amino acids. The transcript has 2 exons. Gene Ontology annotation, cellular component: nucleus; proteasome core complex, beta-subunit complex; proteasome core complex. Gene Ontology annotation, molecular function: peptidase activity. The record is from RefSeq and is a predicted model, not a curated record. Gene Ontology annotation, biological process: proteasomal protein catabolic process. NCBI's taxonomy places the organism in Eukaryota, Heterolobosea, Eutetramitea, Acrasida, Naegleriidae.